Messenger RNA from Dipodomys spectabilis (banner-tailed kangaroo rat), 3591 nucleotides. RefSeq names its product tetratricopeptide repeat domain 22 (gene Ttc22). Gene Ontology annotation, molecular function: protein binding. Bases 1450 to 3186 code for a protein of 578 amino acids. The transcript is spliced from 7 exons. NCBI's taxonomy places the organism in Eukaryota, Metazoa, Chordata, Mammalia, Rodentia, Heteromyidae. The record is from RefSeq and is a predicted model, not a curated record.
UCAGCCUUAAAAAGGACAAUUGACAGAUGCUAUGUGCUACAACAUGAACAAAUCAAGGCAGGUAGAGGACAAGGUUCAUCUCCUGAUCAACAGCAAUUUAUAGUAAGCUUUUUUAGAUUAAAAAUUACUAAUUGUAUUACAUUUUGUAUCUACAAAAAUAACAAGUGAUCAAUGGCACCAAAAUCUUGGUUGGUUGGUUGGUUGGUUUUUAAUGCCAGUACUCGGGCUUGAAUUCAUGGGCCUGGGCACUGUUCCUUAGCCUUUGUGGUCAAGGUUGGUAUUUUACCAGUGGAGGCACCGCUCUACCACUGGCUCUUUGAUGAUUAAUUGGAGGUAAGAAUCUCACAAACUGUUCUGCUUGAGCACACAUCUCCAGGCCUGGGAGCAAGAAUGGCAAGAGGGGUCCAGAAUCCAGAGCAGGGUAGGAGGACUCAAACCUGCAGCAGAGAGCAUGAUCCCCUAGUCUGCAAGCUAGAGGUCAGGAGACUUCCACAGGCCUGAGAGCAAGACUGGCCCAAGCAGGAGACUAGAACCAGGCAGGUACAGGAUGGGAUGAGCAGAUAGGGGGAGGACCAAGCUGACACUGACCCAGAAUGGCCACUUAUGGUUUCAGCUGUGACAUCUCCCUGCCCUGCGGGGGAAGGAACUGGCAUCCCCAUGUCACAGAAGAGCAAAGUAGGCUAUAGGACCAAUCACACAUUACUCAGGCUGAACAAGUGAAAUGAGAACUGGCAUCUGGAAGCCAUUGCUGAGCAGAGAGGAUGUAGCGAAAUCCCAAGUGGGAAGUGUGGGUGGGAAUAAUGGCUGAAGGAACCCAGGUGAGGGGGGAGGGACUCUGCCGAGAGGAAGAACACUGGAGAGCUAGGAGGGCCGAGGGGGAAGGGGGGGCCGGCAGCUGAGGGGACCGGACAGCAGUGGAGGGCAUGGAACAGCUGGGCUUCCUCGGCUGCAAGACCAGUCCUGGCUUUGCUCAGGAGGGCAGCACGGAGCCGCACCCCGGAGGGAGGUGAUCUUGGGCAAAAGUGGGGCUCCAGACCUCCUGCAGGGCACGCCCCAGUCCUGUGAGCUGGGCCAGCUCUUUUCCUCCUCUGAAACAGUUUCCUCAUCUGCUGAGCAGAGUGAAAAGUUCUCCCUUUUGCCUCGCGUACCCGGGUUUGCGAGGCCCGCAUUUGGCAAUGCACCUGUUUUUCUGGCACACCUGGUUGUGCAAGGCUGUGUCUAGCUGAGCAGCGAAAGCGGAAACACCUACAGGACACUCCCCGUGGCUGACACGGGACCCACCCACGGGCGGGAGGCGCCCAGGAUCCCAGGGUCGGACGGGGACCGGUGGUGGCCGCGCCCUGGGCCUCCGUGCCGGGCUCGCUCUGGCUGGCGUCCUCCCCGCCCCGCACCUCCCCAUCCACUGCCCACCCACCGACUUGGCGAGGCCAAGCGAGCAACAGCGCAGCCAUGACGGAUCCCGAGGCCGUGGCUGACGACCUGGACGCGCUCAUCGACGACCUAGACUACCUCCCCGGCCACUUCCACCUGGAGAUGCAGCUGAACUUCGAGCCGUGCGCGCCGGCCUCAUCGCGACCCCGCGAUCUGAAGCUGCAGCGGGAGCGCCUGCGGCAGGAGCUGGAGCUGGCGGCCGCGGGGCAGAGGCCGGCCUUGGGCCACCUGCUGGGCGCGCUCGCCUUCCACCUGGAGGAGCUGGACGAGGCCCGCGAGCGCUUCCUCCAGGUGGCCCGCGAAGACCCCGGCAACCUCAACGCCUGGGCCAACCUGGCACACGUGUACGGGCGUCUGGGCCAGGAGGAGGAGGAGGAGGCGUGCGCCGCGAGGCUGGCGGGCCUCAUGGGCCUGGCAGAAGAGCCCGAGGCCUCCGGGGACCCCCAGCUCCGCGCUGCGCGCUGCCUAGCGGAGCAAGGCUACGCGCACGGCUUCGAUGUGGGCUGUGCCAGCCCAGAAGAGCGCGCACGGGUGCUGGUGGCAGGCAUCGCCCUCUACGACAAGGCGCUCAGCUACGGGAAGCAGAUCCCGCAGGAGGAGAAAAGGGGCUGGUACUUCACCAUGGCAAUGCUCCUCAUCAGGCUGGAUGGCAUCUUCCUGGAGCUGGGCAAUGAGGAUCAGAAGAGGCUGCCUGCCUUCAACCGCACACUGGCCCUGCUGCGACAAGUCCUGAAGUCCUCAGACCCCCUCCACCAAGAGACCUUUCCCACCCUCUCACACCCAGCUCUGGCCUGGUGCUACCUUGGCAUGCUGCUGGAGAGGAAGGACACCUUCUCCACUACCCCGAUGGGCGUCCAUGACUACGGGUACUCAGGGACCGACCCCCUGGACUGCUUUGGCAAGGCCAUUGAGAUUGCCAAGGACCAGCCUCCCAUCCUGAAUCGCCUGGCCAAAAUCUUCCACUUCCUAGGAAAGCAAGAUAUGGCCAUUGGAACCUGCAACAUGGCCCUGGAUGUCCUUCCAGACCCAGAACUCAACUGGCAGGCAUACUGCACCAGGGCCAAGAUCCACAUCAGAACCUACCUACACGACCUGGAGCGGGCCAAGAUGGGGCUAGGGGGCAUACCUGACAGGAACCAUCUGGCCUGUGCCAAGUCUGACCUGGAGGAAGUGGUCAAGGUGUGCCCAGAUCUCAGGACGUACCUGGACAUCAGUCAGGUCUACUACUACAUGGGCGUGGACGCUGUGAAGGAGCUGCUGGCGGUGGACGAGGCGGCGCUCAACCAGGCCCUGGUCUUCCUGGCCAAGGCCGGCGAGUCGGAGCUGGGCGCCACGCUGCCCGAGCUGCAGCUGCUGCGGGGCAAGUGCCUGCGAAUCCAGGGAGAGGAGGCCAACGCUGCCGCUUGUUUCAAGCGCGCCGUGGAGCUGGACGACGCGGGCUCCGGCCACACGGAGGGCUUCGGCUGCCUGCUGGAGACGCUGCUGGCGCAGUGGAGCCAGGCGCAGCUGAGCGACGGCGAGCUGGGCUGCGAGGUGGACGUCUGGCUGCGCCGCGCCCAGGGCAAGUACCCCGCGGCACGCCUGCGCCAAGAGCUGCAGCGCGUGUGGCGCGGCCACACCGAGGAGGUGCUGGGACUGGCUCGGGCCUUGGUGGUUCAGGGACGGCCGGCGCUGGUGCGGCUGCUGUUCGAGACCAUGGAACUGGAGGGUGAGAGCGCCGCAACGCCACGUGGCCGUCGGGCCUUCUCCUUCUGAGCUGGAGCGGGAGACCUGAUGGGAGGCCCCGGCGAGGCCCCGCCCCGAUGAGGCCCCGCCCCUGACGAGGCCCCGCCCCCGACGAGGCCCCUUAGCCACAGCUGAUUGGAUGGAGUCUGGGAGCCAAAGAAUGGCCCCACCCUCCCGUGUGGGCAAGGACAGCUCAAUUCUUUUAGGAACUUGUGGAUGGGCUUCAAGACGUGUUUGAGACCAGCAGAGACUGGGAGACUGUCAAUUGAGGGACAUGCAGAAGAAACAAGAUGGCUCACGCCCUCUAGAAAAAAGGAGAAGUUGCCUCAAUUAUGGUGAUUUUCUAAGUCCUGGUACUGGAGACCCUUAUGCUUGAAUAGCUAGCUGCCUUUAGAUUCGAUCUACAGGGUCCUUUAUAAUAAAGCCUCAUAAAUA